Molecule: messenger RNA, 1503 nt
Organism: Bactrocera dorsalis (oriental fruit fly)
Lineage: Eukaryota; Metazoa; Arthropoda; Insecta; Diptera; Tephritidae
Product: THUMP domain-containing protein 1 homolog
Exons: 1
Coding region: 120-1097 (325 amino acids)
Biological process (GO): tRNA modification
Molecular function (GO): RNA binding
Source: RefSeq, a predicted model, not a curated record
UUAUUUCAACUGCAACCCUGCGGUUUGUUUAAUCGCUCUAUCGGCCAAAACACAUGCCGCCCUUUCUCAAAACCAAAACAUUAUUAUUUUCUCUGUUAAAAUAAAUAUAUAUAUUAAAAAUGAGUGGGCCGGCAGCAAAGAAGCAAAAGUUUUCACAUUUCAAGCAAAAAAAUUACUUCAAAAGUAAUAAGCGUCAGUUUUUGGAAGUGGGUCAACGCGGUUUCCUAGCCACCUGUAACUUCCGUGAAAAGGACUGUGUACGAGAAGCAUAUAACGUUCUGAACCACUAUGCCGAUGAAUUAUAUGGCCCAAAGGAUAAAGAUGUUAUCACGUCUACCACAGACAAAGAAUCAGAGCCAGAAGAUGUUGGUGAUAUAGUAGAUGACUUACAGAAAGAAAUCGACGCUACAAAGUCGACGAAGGAGAAUAAAAAUACCGUGAAACAACGUUUUCAAGUAGUGGACACAGGCGCAACCAAUUGCGUCUUCAUUCGUACUACAUUACCAGAUCCAGUGGAACUGGGCACACGCAUUAUUAGCGAUGUUGCGGAAACGCGUGAGCAGAAAUCACGCUUUUUACUGCGUCUAGUACCCGUUGAAGUGGUAUGUCGUGCCAAUUUAACAGAUAUCAAUAGCGCCGGUGGUGUACUUUUCGAUAAAUAUUUCCUGAAAGAAGGUACUACCUUUGCGAUUAUUUUCAACAAGCGCUAUAACAAUGAUGUCAAACGUGACGAUGUUAUUCAUGAUCUAGCUGCGCUGGUUCAAUCAAAGAAUAUAAAAAAUCGUGUGGAUCUCAAAAAUGCUGCAAAAACUAUAGUUGUAGAGGUAAUUAAGGGGUUAUGCUGUUUAUCCGUGCUGGAUAGUUAUUUGAAAUACAAGAAAUAUAAUUUGGUGGAAUUGGCAAAUAGCAAAGAUAAAGACCUAAAUGAAGAGAAAAACGAAAAACAAAAUGAAGCAGAUUCCCUGGAACUUUCUAAAGACAAAGACUCACAAUUGACGGAAGCUUCCGAAAGUGAUGAUAAACAAGUUGACAACAAAAGUGAACAAACCGUUAACGACGACAAAAUUGAAAAAGAAGUGCCGGCAACUGAAGAAUGAAUGAAUUUCUUACUGAUUUGUAGCGAUGUAUCAUUAAAGAUAAUUAAACUCAAUUUUAUCGAAAUAUGUUUUUUGUGGUACAUGUCGGUAAGUAAUAAACUAGAAUAGCAAUAUAUUAUAUACGUGCACCAUAUAAAUCCGAUUAAAGCAAAUAAUUGAAAUCGGUACACCUCAUAAUCAAAAUAAUCUGAAGAUAUUGUCUUUCUAAACUUAUUUAUUUAUAUAUGGCACAUGGAAAGAAGCACCAAAUAUUACAUUUUUUAUACUAAAAACAAAAUACAACAGCAACAAACCUCUUAUUUUUAGCAAUCUUUACUUAUUUUAUCAAAAAAUACAACAAAAUCAAUAUUUUUAGCAAAUUAUUUUUUAUAACAAAAAGCUCCCAAGCACUCUAUAUACACAAUAU